Pristis pectinata (smalltooth sawfish) is the source of this 15538-nucleotide messenger RNA. Its product is annotated as protein CASP-like. The record is from RefSeq and is a predicted model, not a curated record. The coding region runs from base 32 to 4933 and encodes 1633 amino acids. Gene Ontology annotation, molecular function: DNA binding; DNA-binding transcription factor activity, RNA polymerase II-specific. Gene Ontology annotation, biological process: regulation of DNA-templated transcription; intra-Golgi vesicle-mediated transport. The transcript is spliced from 24 exons. Lineage: Eukaryota; Metazoa; Chordata; Chondrichthyes; Rhinopristiformes; Pristidae. Gene Ontology annotation, cellular component: Golgi membrane.
GUGGCUUUCCCCCCGCCCUCCCCUAAAACUCAUGACGGAGCGGCUUCGAUUUGGAGCUGCGCCGGCAGAGGAGGCCUCCGGGCCGGGAGAGGGUGCCCCGAGCGGGCCGGUGGGCUUCAUUAGGCCGCGCUCGGCCGCGGGGGUGGGGAGGCGAGGGGCAGAGCGCCGAGUGCCGCCCCGGGCCGGACUGCGCACGAAGUUGGGAAGUUUUCUGCCGUGCGGUCGGCCCGGCCCCCCAUUCACAGCCGCUCUCCACUGGGCUCGGGGCUCGUUAAAAGUGGAGAGCUGGGCGGAGUUGGAUGUGAGAGAACUUGAUGCUACUGCUACAGUAUUGGCCAAUCGACAGGAUGAGAGUGAACAGUCCAGAAAACGACUUAUUGAUGAAAGUCGAGAAUUUAAGAAGAGCACGCCAGAGGACUUGAGGAAACUGGUGGCUCCAUUACUGAAGAGUUUCCAGGCAGAGAUUGAUGCACUAAGUAAAAGAAGCAAAGAAGCAGAGGCAGCCUUUUUGAAUGUUUACAAAAGAUUAAUUGAUGUUCCAGAUCCUGUUCCAGCUUUGGAUCUAGGACAACAACUCCAACUCAAAGUCCAACGUAUGCAUGACAUUGAAACAGAGAAUCAAAAGCUCCGGGAAACACUUGAGGAAUACAAUAAAGAGUUUGCAGAAGUCAAGAACCAGGAGGUUACAAUAAAGGCACUUAAAGAAAAAAUCAAAGAGUAUGAACAGACUUUGAGCAGCAGAGCAGAAAUCCUCGCGCUUGAAAAAGAACAGAAAUUACAAAAUGACUUCACUGAAAGAGAAAGGAAACUGCAGGAGACUCAGACAUCUUUGGCCUCCAAAUUUGAGGAAGCUGAUCACAAAGUUCAAGCUUUACAGUCAGCCUUGGAAUCAACACAGACUGAGUUAUUUGAUUUGAAAACAAAGUAUGAUGAAGAAUCAACCGCCAAAGCAGAUGAAAUUGAAAUGAUCAUGACAGAUCUGGAACGAGCCAAUCAGAGGGCAGAAGUGGUUCAGAGAGAGGCAGAGUCCUUACGAGAGCAGCUUUCCUCAGCUAACAAAUCCCUUCAACUGGCCACUCAGAUUCAGAAAGCUCCUGAUGUGGAACAAGCUAUUGAAGUGCUAACACGAUCAAGUCUGGAGGUUGAAUUGGCUGCAAAAGACCGUGAAAUAAUGCAGUUAGUUGAGGACGUGCAGAGAUUGCAGGCAAAUCUGACAAAACUCCGUGAGAACUCAGCGAAUCAGGUCUCACAACUAGAGCAGCAACUUACUGCGAAGAAUAGCACACUCAAGCAACUGGAGGAAAAGCUAAAAGAACAGUCUGAUUAUGAAGAGGUUAAGAAGGAGCUGAGUAUCUUGAAGUCCAUGGAAUUUGUGCCAUCAGAAGGAUCUGGAGCACAGGAUACAUCCAAGACCCUAGAGGUACUUCUGCUGGAGAAAAACCGCUCAUUACAAUCUGAAAAUGCAACUCUGCGUAUCACCAACAGUGACCUUAGCGGGUCAGCUGGGAGAAAUGGGAAAGACCGACUUGAGAGUCUGCGUCCUUCGACCUCACCAACCUCCCCUCCCUCUAAGUUGCUGCGCAACGCGAAUGAGCAGGCUUCCAGUGCUAACGGUACGCACCAAUUCUCACCGACGGUUUUAGGUCAAGAUUUUUUCAGCUCAUCAUUGACAAGCUCCCCGAUCCCCCUGGCCUCUGCAGGGAAAUUUGCACUAAACUCGCUUCUUCAGCGGCAGCUAAUGCAGUCCUUCUACUCCAAGGCAAUGCAGGAUGCGGGAAGCACAACCAUGCUUUUUCCAACAGGUCCUUACAGCACAAACUCCAUAUCAUCCCCAAGCCCCAUUCAACCGAGCUCUGACUUGAAUGGAAUGAUCCCUUCACCCAGUCAGUCAGAGAGUGCCGGAAGCAUGUCUGAGGGCGAGGAGCUGGAUACAGCGGAAAUUGCACGGCAAGUUAAAGAGCAGUUGAUCAAGCACAAUAUUGGCCAACGGAUAUUUGGACAUUAUGUACUGGGGUUGUCUCAAGGCUCUGUCAGCGAGAUAUUGGCCAGACCGAAACCAUGGAAUAAGCUGACUGUUCGAGGGAAGGAGCCUUUUCACAAGAUGAAGCAGUUCCUGUCUGAUGAACAGAAUAUUCUGGCCUUGCGGAGCAUCCAGGGCAGGCAAAGAGAGGUUCCAGGCCAGAACAUACAAAGAAUGUUGCAGGAAGUAAAGAAACGAAGAUAUGGUUCAGAAGGCAACAUCACAACACGGAUCAGAACCCCUGAGACGGGCUCUGAUGAGGCCAUCAAAUCGAUUCUCGAACAAGCCAAGAGAGAACUACAGGUGCAAAAAAAUGUUGAUUCAACUCAGCCACCUUGUACAUCUAGCAGUGGUAGUUCAGAUGAAGCAAUUUGGUCAAUACUGGAACAGGCCCGGCGUGAGAUGGAAGCUCAGAAGGCUGGCCUUGAGCCGACACUGAAGCCAACACCUGUUGCUCAACCUGACUUGACCCUUCAUUCAUCCAAAGUAGCAUCAUCAUCAUCAUCAAUCUCUUCCUCACUAACGGUCAUGAAAAAGCCUUCCACAAUGGAUUCCAGUAACAAUACAACACAGACUUCUCAUGGAUUAAAAAAGGAACCAGUGCAUGACUCGUGCACCUCAGAACACCAUGGACUAGCAGAAACACCACACAAUAUGCUUAAGCAAGUUAAAAAUGAAUUGGGACGAGGUAGUACGUGGAGGGACCAGUGGUGGAGCGCAGUCUGCCCAGACAGAAGAAAUUCAAUCUUUUCAGAAGAUGGAAGAGCGGAGGAAAAUAGCAGCGGAAGAGAAAGGUUUAAUAAUCCAAGCAGACUUGAUCGAAACCCAUUGCAAGGGCCUGCUUCAUCUGACCACUGGAAGGAUUGGCAAAACGCAGAAUCUCCUUACUCUCAAGCAUCUGAUUUAGGCACAGUGGUUGCUAGUAGUAGUGUGACCCCACAGAGCAGUCCUCUGCCUUCUUCACCUCUUAUUCCUGUUUCUAAACCACAUAAGCCUUCUGUACCACCACUAACACCGGAGCAGUAUGAGAUCUACAUGUACCAGGAGGUGGACACAGCUGAAUUGACGCGGCAAGUGAAGGAAAAGUUGGCCAAGAAUGGGAUCUGCCAGAGGAUCUUCGGCGAAAAGGUGUUACGUCUGACUACACAACCACUCAGCUCCUCAUCGGCCACAUCAAAUGACUACAGUGGAGCAUUCUGCACUGGAGCAACACCGGUUUUGGGUCUUUCACAAGGGAGCGUGAGUGACAUGCUGUCGAGGCCUAAGCCCUGGAGCAAGCUGACUCAGAAAGGCCGAGAACCCUUCAUCCGUAUGCAGCUGUGGCUGAAUGGUGAACUUGGGCAGAGUGUCCUUCCGUCCCAGGCCCAGCAGCCCGGGCAGGAGAUUACCCCAAAGACCUCUGCCAGUUGCAGCCCAGCCCCUGAAUCUCCAGUCAGCUCUGUGGAAUCAGUGAAGAGUGUGGCUGAACUAUCAUCCCAGCACUCGAUAGCCACUGAGAGCAGUAAGGACAUCAAACCCUCCGAACCAUGUGAACAGUCCUCAAAUGAUCCUCAGGUUCUGUCAUCGCUGCCAAUGUCUGGCCAGUCAGCGUUAAGCAUACAGAAGCUGGUAGCCAUGUCUCCUGAACUAGAUACGUAUGCUAUCACAAAGAAAGUCAAGGAAGUGCUAACAGACAAUAACUUAGGCCAACGUCUGUUUGGAGAGACCAUCCUUGGCCUGACACAAGGUUCCGUGUCUGAUCUCCUGGCACGGCCCAAACCCUGGCACAAGCUGAGCCUGAAGGGAAGGGAGCCUUUUGUCCGCAUGCAGCUCUGGCUCAAUGACACAAGCAAUGUUGAGAAGCUAAUGGACAUGAAGAGAAUGGAAAAGAAAGCUUACAUGAAGCGACGACACAGCUCAGUGAGUGAUGGUCAUGGGAGUGACUCUUCAGUGGCUGGGCUAGACUACAGCCAGAGUGCCAGUCCCCAGCCACAGGUUCAUCUGAAGAAGCCCCGAGUGGUGCUGGCCCCAGAGGAAAAGGAAGCUCUGAAGCGAGCAUACCAGCUAAAGCCAUAUCCGUCCCCAAAAACCAUCGAGGAGCUUGCUGCCCAGCUAAAUCUGAAAACAAGUACUGUCAUCAACUGGUUUCACAACUACAGGUCCCGAAUUCGAAGGGAGCUGUUCAUUGAGGAAGUGCAGGCAGGGUCUCAUGGUCAGACAGGAUCCAGUGGCUCUCCAUCUGUCAGAGGAAGUAGGACAGGUCACAGUUCAGAAGGGGAGAGCUGUGAUGGAGGAGACUUGGAAGUGGUGGCUGAAGAAAAGGAAAAUGUCAUGGGGAUGGAAAAUUACAGCACUGGGCGUGGGAGCCCUCAGGGAGGGCAGGUAGAGUCACUUUGUGAUGAAGAUGCAGAAUCUCUUGUGCAGGGUGACAUUAAAGAUGACAGAAAGGAAUCAUCCCAGUCAGAAAGAGAUAUUAUGGUCUCUCCAAAUACUGAGAGCGAAGAUGAGAAGAUCCUGAAGCAGCCGGGUCGAAACAAGAGAUCUCACCGGGAAGCACAUUUGUCAGGAGCGUCCUUGGAAGAGUUCCAGAAAAGCCAGCCUUCAAUGCAGUCAGUUGUAGAAGAGGACAACUCUACCUCAUCAGCCUCCACAUCAGCAACUGUAACGGAGACCUCCCGGGAUUUGAAAGAAGAUACCUCUUUGGUGCAGCAGGCGAGCAGUGAGCAGAGCACUGUCUGUGGAGGCUCCUCAUCCUCUUCCGCUGUAGGCUUUCAGAAACGGCUGUUCAAUUUUUCUGAUACAGCAUCACCUGCCCAAAAAACAAGCUUGCGAGAGAACAGCUUAAGGCGUAAGAAAGCAGCAAACUUGAACAACAUUAUCCAUCGUUUGGAGAAGGCUGCAAGUCGGGAAGAGCCCAUUGAAUGGGAAUUUUGAGAUUAAAUUAUUAAUUAUGCACAACUCCCGAGAGUUAGGUAUUGAGAAACCUCGGACGUUCUGUACUCAUUUUAUCCUGUCACGCACUUAAUGCCCUGCAGGCCACGGGGCAAAAAUGCCAUAGGCCAAGGUGCAUAUAGAAAGGAGAGCAUUAAGUUCUGUUCAUCAUAGCAUUUUCAAAGCCAGAGUUGAAACAUGCAGUUAAGCUUUUGUACCCUGAAGUGUUUUUGUGUCAUGACUGAUUUUCAAACUGUCUGGGAUUAACUGUUACAGCUUUGCCUUCCCCCUCUGCCAAGUGGGCUUCAAGCAGCGGCAACCAUCGGCUAACGAGGGGAUCUCCUGGCCAUAAAAUGGCAGCAGAGCGAUAUUACACUAUUAACUUCUUAAACAGAAAAAAAAUUGGAGAGUUUUCAAAUGACUAGAAUUUUAUAGCUGUUCAGUUGCCACUGAGAGAUUGCACAGUCAUCUGACUCUAAACACACUAGUUUGGUUUCUUAGAUAUUUUGAGAUUUCUUGCUGUUUUAAACUUUGAAAGAGAAAAACACAUUUAGCCCACUUAUUUUUUAAAAAAAGGUUAUGUAAAAAAAAGAUUUGUCAAAAAGAUGUGGUAGGUGAGUUAGUGUUUCCUUGUAUGUGAAUUUAGAAUAAUGAUAUGUAGUGCACAUUGUUUCAUAGCUUUAACUGACUCUGGUUUCUCUGCAGGCCAGGGUUUGUUUAAUACACUCCAUUUUAGGCCAAAUCAGGACAAGAUCUGAACCUAGAUAUUUUAUAACCUGCUUUUUAACCUCUAAACCACAAAGCACGCUGAUCAGACCUCAUAUUAUUGUCUUUUUGUGUGCGAGAGUGUGUGUGAGAACAAGUUUGUAUGUGUGUAAGUUUUUAGGCCUGGCUGAUUUCAUACAUCCUGAUGCACAUUUAGAGUGCAUACUGCCACCCUUUCCUCAGUAAGCUGUGUCAUCAAUAGGGCUUGUAUGAGUUAGCUUGUCACAAGUUACAUAUUUUUUCUUGCCAUAUCUUUUAUUAAAACUAACAGUAGAUGAUUUCAGUAUACAAGAAUAUUUUUUGUGCUUAUUUAUAGGUGCGGUAUUUUUUUUCUAUCCAUUGUUAGGAAGUGAUGAAAGGGAGCAAGUCUUGUUCUAAAGGGUCAGACUGCCGGCAGUAUUUGGGAUAUUUUACAAGUUUCACUGGAUAAAUAUUGGCUCCUUGACAUCUUUCAAGCUCCAGAUUAUUGAUUAGAAGUUGUUUCACAGUGUAAAUUGCAUCAUGAUUUUUGUGUUGGUCUUUUAGGUCAGAAUCCAUUGAAGUAUCUGUGUAGCACAAUCAUAACCUGUCAUUUUAAUUAUAAUAUAUGAACUCUGUUUUCUAUAAUAAUUAUGGUUGAGGAGUUAUAUACCUGAUAUUGCACCACAGUGUGUUGUGUGUAGUUUUUGUAGCAGAUUAUGACUGUUUAUAGGGAAAACUACAUUAUCUGCAUGAUAUGUUAAAUAAUCAUAUAUUUCUUACAUAAAAAUCGUGCAUUGCAUAUUGAUUGAGCACUUAGCUGUUAAGUGUACUUAUGGUGCUGAUUCAACUCCAGCUAGUCAUAGAGAAGGGCUCUAGGAGGCUGCAAGGCAGUAAGUUAGAAUGAAAUCCUCCAGCAUUCAUGCCCACCAGAGAGCAUUCCUCAACAUUAAGCUGUAUAAGAUGAAUUUUGAAAAUUGUGCGAAACCAGCAUUCCCUCAAAUACAUACUGUUGCCACAGGCAUUAGUACAAAUCUUUCUCCCAGCACUGGAGUGUAGUGUGUCAUUGCUGGUAAACGGUCAAGGGCAGUCCCCAUUUACUUUUCUUUCUUGGUCUCCUCAGCCUGUCCAAAGGUGAGAGAAACAAAGCACUUCCUGUGCUCUGCUGUGAGGUGUGGUCCAGAUAUGAUUCUGGGAUUCCUCUUCCUCCUGGUGGGUAACCAUUUUAGUUUAUGCCAUUAUACAUUCUGGCAGUAGGUGACACACAAACCCUUGGAAGUUAUGAUCUAAAAAGAGGCCAUUUGACUCAACCAGUUGACAUUUGCUUCUGUCCUCCAUGUGAGUUUGAUUUAAUUUAAAUGAUUAACUGAACUUAAAUUCCCCAGUUGUCAUAGUGGAAUUUGACCUAAUACUUUUGGAUAAUUAGGAUUACUGACUAAUUAUUGGAUUACUAGUCACGUAAUGUAACCACUAUUUUCAGCAAAGCCCCACAGAACCGCACAAUGGCCCCUAACAGUGGGCAAGAGUUAUGUUCCCUUUUGAUGAAAUGUGAGUGUCCCGUGCUAUUCAAACGUCCAUCAGGUCAUGGUGUAAGGAAGAAAUUGGUAAUGAAACAGAAGGUUUCAGAAGGAUUGACAGUUUGCUUCAUCAGUUUUCUUGACCCUGUCCUCUCAAACACAAGCAUUAAGGCAGUGCUCCCUCCUACUCCUUUCCACUCUGCAUGACCUUAGCUUUGCCCAAUACCGGAAAUUUGUGGCCACCCCGUAGUUUCAGUCAACUGGAUUUUUACCAGACUUCAUGCCUGAGGUUGCACUAUUGGCAGGGAAGUGUUUGUGGGAGCAGCAUGACGAGCUGAAUGCUUCUCUUUUCAGUAACUCUGAGAAACAAAAAAUGUUUUAUAAAAUUCCAUAACUAUUUUUGAGACUGUAAUCUUCCCAUCUGUUGUCUAAACCUUCCCUCAAUCAUGUAUAUCCUUUCCCAAAGCAGUCCACUUUGCAAUGUGAUCUUUAUGCUGGAGAACUCAGGAAACUAAACCUCAAUUGAAACACGUGAGAAUUGAUGUUGAUAUAACUUGAAGCUUCAAAUUUAAUUUGUUUCUCAGAACAAAAUAACUUAAUCCUAGAAAUGUUUGCAGUAGUGGAAAUUUCUUUAAGGGUCCAUCCACACUAGAGGUUUGGGAUUAGCUGUAUGGGAUUCCCAUAGUCAUUGUAACAGAGUUAAUGAUGAUACUUAGAAUAAUCUUGAAAGAUGUCAUUUCUCAGAGAUUAGUUGGGCAGUAGGUCUGUACGUUAUUUUGACAGUGUUUGCUAUCAGCCAUUGUAGAGCAGUUAAAAGAAUGCUGUGUCAGCAGCAGUAUGUAUCAGGCAGACGUGAUUUUAUUCAUUCUAACCUUCUGUUUUGUCAUUUAUGUAUGUCAAUAUUAUCUGUAGGUUUCAUCCUUUUGUUGACACUGGUGUUUAACUUUAGAUUCAUGUAGUAAUUCAUAAUGAUGUAUAGUGUAGCACGCAUUAGAAAUCUUUUAAUAUUCAUAAAUAAAAAGAAUGUUCUUAAGAACAGUGAUCAUAAUAUUCUGUACAUAAAUCUGAGUUAAUAACUACUAAGUACAGAUCACUGUCUUAGGAGAUGGGCAAUCCCUAAAAACAGAUCCUUCCUUUGAUGUGCAAAACUUAGCAUAUAAAUAACUUAAUAACCAGAGCUAAUUCUGAUGGUUUUAGAGUUAGUCAAAUAGCCUUAGAUUUAUCCUUUUUUUGUAAAUAAUUUUUGGAGCUGAAAUUCUGAGAACAAUAGAAACAUUUACUUUAGUCCUGUAUUGGCAACACAGGUAAUUUAUUCUUAUUCUGAUUUAUUCAGACUGGCUGGAAACUCGAGUUGUUUUCAUUUGAUCACUAUAAUAGUGCAUUGACGGUCUUGUUCAUCUUCCCUGGAACUUCAAGCCUGUCACCAUUCACUUACUUCGAAGUAGAUGCUUCAAUUAAAAUUUCAAGCUAUAGGUUUUAUAUCCUUUAAAUUUAGAUAGUUUACAGGGAAUUGUAAACUUUAUUUUAUUUCAAGACGUCCACCCUUUUAAUCAUACUUUAUAGCUCAGUCAGAGUAAAGACAAUUGCAGCCUGUGAUCUUACAGUGUGUAUUUUACAGGUUCUGUUGUUUCAUGUAAAUAAUUAUGGGCCUUAUAAUUUUACAAGCUUGUAAGAUAUUUAGAAGUUGUUGAUUUUUCCUGCAAGCAGUUUGGGUAGUAAAAUAUUUCAGUUCUUCUGAAUAAAAAUGGUCAAAUGCAUUGGCAACAUUAUAUCAUUUAGCAUUAAGACAGAAGGAAACACAGAUUGAGAUUUUGUCCCUGAUAAAGAAAUAUGUUCAUUCUUAAAUCUCUCCAAUUAUUUUGUGUGUGUCAUUCUUUUGCACCUACCCUUUCCAAGAGAUUGGUUAGACCUGGUGAUGGUACCACUGUCUUUAAUCGCUGCCUGUUAUAUUUUGGUUCUGUAGUGUUGAACAAUAUUUCUAGUCUGAGUCUCAGUUCUGUAGCAACUCUGAAACUUGUACUAAGUCUUACAUUUUAUGACGAGCACUUUGUAUGCACCGUUUCCGUUUCCAUUUAAAAGAUUGAAGGCUCUCACCAAAUUUUGAAGGUUUGUGUUGCAGAGCCCUAUGGCUAGAUACUAGUUUGAGACAGUCAACAUACAUUCCAUUUUUGACCCAUAACAACAGCUGAGACCAUCCCAAACUUUCCUUAGGUGGGAUUGAGCCUAAAUCUUUUGAGAUUACCAUCUGCAUUUUUUAGCCACCUUAAAAUUCGGUGAUAAAACCACGUUCCUGUGAAACUCUGCUCAACUUGUGCAUCCCAGCAUUUGAUGCUGACAUUCGGAGCCAGUAUAAGUAACUGGACAUAACAGAGCAGAACUCUUGUGUGCCUUGAGUAGGAUAGUACGCAAAGAAAGAAAGAGUCAGACUCUGUCGUAACCUUAGAUAUUGUGAUUGCAGUCGCUAAAUUGGCUCCCAUAAACAUAUGCACCAGUGGAAAAAAGAUGAAAAGUAGAAUACAUUCCCCAAAGCACUUAAAGCAUUAUUUUACAAAGAAUAUAUUUUUAAAAUCUGUUGUGAUACAGUCAUAGAAGCACAAGAUUUCUAAAAUCAGAUGUAGUGGAAGGAGAAUAAUUUCUGUUCAUGGCCUUAGAAGUAUUUUCCUAUAAAGUCCUUGUAAAUGGUGGGUCAUCAGCAUAUUUUCUCGCAAAAGCACUAUUAUAAAAAGCAAUAUUAACAUUCCAUAGAUUUUUAGCUGUAGUUUUGUAAAAAUGCCUCCUUUGAACUUUUAUCCUUUGACUCUUUGAAAGAUGUUUGAAAUCAUUUUGCUGUUCAACAGCAAAAAUGCACUCAAUUUUCCACACCUAGUUUCAAUUGAUAAGCACAGCAGCACAGUGUACCUAUGCUGAAACUCCAUUUGUAAAUAAAUCUCUGAUCAUAACUUCUGGGAAUUGGCCACCUUUUACUGCCAAAUCUUUUCUAUGAAAAUUUCACAAACAUUUCAGAACUUUAAUAUAACGUAUUUACAUCUCAAAAAAUCUGCAGUCUGCCCCAUUUUUAGGAAGGUGUACUAAGGAAAGAAUACAAGAAUCUCUUUUGUUAAAUCUUUAAAUUUCUAACAACGUUCAGCGUCUUUCUCCAAUUACUUACUGCAGUUUAAGAUUAAUUUAUUAUUUAGGUGUAUUCUCUAACUAGCAGACUUAUUCUUCUGCCAUCUGAUUCAUUUAGAACCUUUGAAAAGAUUGGUUGAAUUCCUGAGAAUAAAUUUCACAAUUAUGACUUCUAAUUCAUUCAUUAUAUAAAUCCAUAUGUUUUAAUCAAUGCUAGAAGACGUCACCAAGCAAGGUAUUUUCUGUUUGUCAUAAAAAGGAUUCAAGUUUCAGUGUAAUGUAUUCAUAGAGUAGCAUCACUAACAUAAUCAAUAGGCACCUAUAACUCACUAGCAUCAAGUAAGCACCUCCCUUCUAUUUGUUUCAUUGUUAGCUGCAUGAAAUACAGACACAGAGAAAUAUGACUGUCACUGGUUAAAUGCUGUAAAGUCAAUUACAUUUCUCCUAAUUUUCCUGAGCUGGAAAGUGGCAAAAAAAUUAUUUUAAUUGAGGAAAUGGAACAGAUACUUUUGUGUUCUGUUAUUGUUGAGCACUUCCCCUCCAGCUUUUCAGGUUAUUUGUUCCCUUUUUAAGUCAACAAUGAUUUUGUUAUAGCUAUGAAAGUAGCAUCACUUGCAAAAUUGAUCUGAGGAAUAUUCUGUUAAAAUAAUCUUCAUCACCCAUUGUUUUGGUGUUCUCUCUUGUUGUUAGAUGGUAAACCCUUGGAGUCCAGUGUUGGUUCAUUUAUCCUGCACAGCCCAUCCAGAACAGACAGGACUUUGCCCAUAUUCUCAACUUCUUCAUGGGCAACUCAUGUUAGGUUGAUUGAGAGAGCCACAAGUCUGCAAUCUCCUGCUUUGAGACCAAAAUACUUUUCUGAUAUUAUUUAACUGUUGAGAUUUACUCUUUUAGCCCCAUUUUACCUUUUGCUUAUUCAUUCCCACAUUCUGUUCUUUAUUCCAUUAUCGACCCAUUCUAAUUUGUAAGAGGCUGACCCUACCACCAUUAGCUAUGCACGCUGAGAGUAAAGCUGUCCUUUCCUCCUUUCCCCCUAGCAAUGCUAUAAUAUUUAUUUUGAGGAGUUGUUUGGUUCCCUCCAUUUCCUGUUGUCUUAGCUUUAAUAAUUUUUCUCUUUGCAUGAAUGUAUCAGUAAAACUCACAAAAUGAACUCACACAGCAUAUUUUUUACAAUUGUGCAUUGCAGGUACACUUUAACAUUGUUCCCCAUCAGUAGACAUACACCAUGUGGAUUCUAGGCUGGGGUCCAUGAUUUUGUUUUUAAAUAUGAAUAAUGGAUGAGAAAAAUAAAGCUGAAUCAAAGUCUUUUUAAAAACAAAAGCUGCUGGAAAUACGUAGGAAUUCUGUCAUCAUCUGAGAGAAGAAGUGUUUCUGUUCCUCUUGAAUCUCCUCUGCUUUGGUCCAUUAUACACUUCAUUUGCAGAGUUUAGAAACCUUGUCUGUCCUCAGCCUUGCCAUUCAUCUCCAUGGGGUUCUGUAUCGUCACAUUGUUUGUUUCUGCGUGCUAUCCCUUUCCUCAUCAGGAGCUGACCUCUAUCAAAAUCCAUGUUUUUCCCUGAUUUUUUUUGUACUUUCUCAAAAUCUAAUAUUUGUGCCCAUGCCUUCGGUCAUAUCUCCAAUUCUUUCUGAUCAACAUCAUGUGUUCUUUCUGUGGGAUCUGCUGUUGUGUUUUAAGGCACUAUAUAUUUUGUUGUUGUAUGCUAAUUUACAAAAGAUUAUUUCAGGUGUUUUGUUAAGUGUUAGGAAUAUUGUUUUAGUAAACAGUUCACUGAUUGCUGAGCAUUAUAUUCAAAUAUAACUGCUGCAGUUCUUUAACUUCAUAGUUCUGUGGCCUAGGCUGGUUCAGUUACAAUUUAAGGUAUCCAUGUUAGACCAGACCAAGUCAGAUGGAAACCCAAGUGACUACAGAUGCUGGAAUCUCUGUUUUGCCCUGUUUUUUUUUGUGCUUUCUCAAAAUCUAUAUUUGUACCCAUGUUACCUAUUGCCCACCAGCUUCAGUCUCACCCCUCCCUGUCGCCUCUUUAUACUGGCCAUCUCCCCUCUGCACUGUCAGUCCUGAUGCAGGGUCUCGACCCAAAAUGCCAACAAUUCCUUUGCCUCCACAGGUGCUGUUCGACCCACUGAGUUCUUCAGCAGUUUUGCUCAGAUCAGAUAGGCUUAGUUUCUUCUCUAAAGGUCAUUAGUCAACAAGGGUUUUUGUGACAAUCCGACAGCUUUGUGGGUACCAAGUGAAAUUUUCUCUCUAACUUUAUCAAACUAAAUUCAAGUUCUUUGGAGACCAUGGCAUUAGUUGAACUCAAAUUCAUGUGGACUGUGUGUCUUGGUAUAUCCACAAUACUAUACCUGGGGUAUUUGACCUAAGUUUAGAGGUCUACUCCUGUGUGCAUUAAUCUUUUGGAUUUAUGUGAGUUUCAUUUUCUGCCCCUUCUGACCUUCAUGCUGAGCUUCAGCGCGGCUUGCCUUGCUGAAGCUGUCCUUGUAGUUUGUGGAGAAGAUAAUAUGAAUUAAUGAAAUUAAUGACAUUGUUUUGAUCAUCUGCAAGACCAGCAGUGUUGGUUUUCAAAAAUGCGGUAAAAUAGCCAAUGACAAAACAGCUGCUUUAAAAAUAAGUAACAAAUAAUGGACAGGCCAGUGAAGCCAAAUUACUGAGCAGAAAGCUCCAUGAAGUAUUGUCAGCCACUCCACAGUCGAGACCUAUUUGUUUCUUGUUUUUUGCUUGUAAGAAUCCCAGACUGAUUAGAAAAUAGUAUCUACAAGUUUAAUUCAUGCAUUCUAUACGCAGUUGAUAACACCUGAAAAGUAUUAGUUCAAAAGGAAACUGAGUUUGUCAUUUCUUAAUGUGUUUGUUUCGAACUAAUUUUCAUCUCUUCCCAGUGCCACGAAGAUAAAGCUUUUGUAUAGUCAGAAAAACUCUCGUGACCCAGCUUAGAUGGCUGCAUUAAAUUUACCAUUUCAGGAGGGUAUCCUUAAUAAUGGUUAGGAUGCAAGGUAUUCCUGCUCUGUGUUCCUUGCUUUAAGAUGAAUUUCUUGUACAGUUUUCACUUCUUUUAAAAGAUUUCACCCAAAGUUUACUGAGUUUUAUUUGCAAGGGAUUAAAAGCAAAAGUGCAAAUGUUACUCAUUGUUACACUCAGCUAGUGUUGUUCCAAUUUUCAUUGGUUUUCUGAAAAUUUAAUGCUUGAUUUAGUUUUUCCAGAAUCAUCGAUUUCCUAGUUUUGUCUAGAUCCCCCACACCUGUCUUCAGCUGGUGAAAGACAAAGGCAGGUCAUCAGUACGAUGAAAGAUGUAAAAAUGGAUUAUCACAGAAUUUGAUUUGGAAAGCAUCAGACAAAACAGAAAUCACAUGUAAGAGGACAUUUGACUCGGUGCCCAAACAGUGUAGCUGGUCAUGAAUUUCUUUGUGACCAACUGCUGGGAGAUGCAAUUAAUGAAAUCAUGUUUUGGAAUAUAUGCUAACUAGUGGCAAUUCAUCUGACAACUGGCAAAAUUCCUUUUAGCUGAAAGAUCAUCAGUGAGCCGUGACUCAGAGCUGCAGGUUCUAGGGUGAAGAAGUCAGUACAAGCUAAGGUGAUGUUCAUCACAGCUGGAAUACAGUACAAGUAUUAGUGAGCUAUUCUUGCAGUAUGGAAUUUGUGGCUUGGCUUAGUUUCAAGACUUGGAGAAGAAGUAAGAAGUGAUAAUACAGUGUGACAGUGUCCUGGAUUAUAUUUGGAGGUAGAGAUUGUGUUUAUUUGUUGGUGUUGAUAUAUGUACCGAGUCUCACUCUGAGCACUGCUUGAAUGUUCUGAAAAAUGUCCCUUAAAUCUUUCAGGUAGAGCAAAAUCAGGUAAUGCAGAGUCUGGAUAGAUUGAGGACAAGGACAAUCGUCCUUGUGAAAGGUGAAAAUCAACAUCAUCAUCAAAGGAGACCUUGCUGAAAUAUUUGCAUCUAGUAAGGAAGUAAGGCCAUCCAGAAUGUUGAAUAUUGGUAUAUCAGGGUGAUACUCUGAGAGAAAGUGACAUCCUUUUCCUUCAUUUUUUUUUUCCUUUCUUACACCGUGCCUAGAGAUGACACUGCAGUCAUGAUAGCAAUGCAGAGUUAUGCCUUUCACUCAGUAUCAGUGGUAGACUGUCCAGUCUUGUUGCUGGUUGGAUUCGCUGCAGUGCCCAUUAUCAGCAGUGAGAGAGACAAUCUCCUCCGUUGCAGUGGAAUAGAACAAGAUCCCGUUGUUAAGCAUUGUUGAUCCAUGAGAACAAACAAAGCAACAUCACCUUUUCGUACAAUUCAGAAUGAUAAAAUUUAACGUCUUUUCUCUCCUAAGAUGCUGACUGACUUGCUGAGUGUUUUUGGUUUUUUAUGAUUUCCAACAUGUGCAACUUUUAGUUUUGUAGUUAUCUACAGCAUUAAAUUAACUUUGAGUAUGGCAAACAAGUUUCACUUCUGCUUGUUGAGCUUGAGCACUCUAGCUUUGCACAGCAUUAAUUUCUAUAGCAUGAGUCUGAAUCAUGGUUUGUAAGCUGAGGUGAGACAGUGAUUGUAAUCUUUGCUCCAGCCUCCUAGAGCCCCCUUUAAAUCAAAUUGUUCAAUAAUAAGUAGAAAGAAAAGGUUUUGUUCACAAAACCUUUUCCUUUUUGUUGGGGAAGGUAGCAGAAAUCUGUAGAAUUAUACAUGACCAUCUGUGCAAUAAUCAUUAGUCAUUAGUGGGCAGUUUCUGAACUGCCCCGUGUGCUACAGCAGCACACUUGUGUGACAUACUUACCUGGACAAUUUUAAUAAGCUUAUUGUCUUUACCCAUUCCCCGGGCGUUUUGUGGUGUCUUACAGUUUAGCAGUAUUCCGUUUAUUAAUGCCGUCACAUACUAAAUGUUUUAGAUGAUUUUUAGAAUUUGCUAUUCACAGUCACAGAAAAAGUUCACAAUAAUAAACCCAGAUGACCAAAACAAAGUGUCAUUCUUGUGCACAUGGCUUUAUGCUAACCAUUUUUCACUGUGAUCCACAUUUCAUAGCUGUUUUUUCUUGGUAUUAGAAAUUGGUCAAAACUUUUCUAUAUGGCUGGCAAAAGUGGAAUCUGCUCCCUCUGUGGCAGAAUCAGGUUUCUCUCUGUCUUUGGUGAUUAGUCAUACUGCAUACUUUGUUCUCAGCACUGUAAACAGUCCCUAUAUGAUAUGGAGAAGCAAUAUCACUGUAUGAAACUCACAUGAUGUAUUAUUCACUAGCACCCUAGGUGUGAUAAUUGAAGUAAAUAUCUUUUAUACAAACACAGUAUUGGCUUUCAUUGUCUUUAUU